Molecule: messenger RNA, 1573 nt
Organism: Pelodiscus sinensis (Chinese soft-shelled turtle)
Lineage: Eukaryota; Metazoa; Chordata; Testudines; Trionychidae
Source: RefSeq, a predicted model, not a curated record
CACUGAGGAGUCGAUCAGGACGGUCCAUCAUCAAUGGAAAUUGGGCAAUUGAUCGACCCGGGAGAUAUGAAGGAGGAGGAACUAUGUUCACAUAUAAACGCCCAAAUGAAAUCUCAAGCACUGCAGGGGAGUCCUUUUUAGCAGAGGGUCCAACAAACGAGAUUCUGGAUGUCUAUAUGAUACAUCAGCAGCCUAACCCAGGUAUACAUUAUGAGUAUGUCAUUCCAGAAGCCAACAUCAUUAGCCCUCAGUUACCUCCUCACAGAAGGCCAGGGGAGCCAUUCAAUGGUCAGUUAGAAGUGACAGACAGUACAGAUCCCAAACGUGAAGAUUUGCAUAGGGAAACAGACAUGCACACUGGACAGUCAGCAGGCAACUUUCCUGUAAUUCAGUCAGGACGGUUUCCUUCUCAUCAGCCUGACAACCAGGUGCCUGCUGUGCAGCCACCACGACGAAACCGAGAGCACAACUGGAAGCAGGUUGGAACAACGGAGUGUACCACUUCAUGUGGGAAAGGGUCACGAUACCCAAUCCUCCGCUGUGUAAACAGAAUCUCACAUGAGGAGGUGCCUGAGAGUUAUUGUGACAUCAGCACUAAGCCCACACCAGAAGAAGAAGCCUGCAACAUCUUCCCGUGCCCAGCCUUUUGGGAUAUAGGAGAGUGGUCUGAGUGCAGUAAAACAUGUGGUCUUGGUAUGCAGCACCGACAAGUCCUGUGCCGACAAGUGUAUGCCAACCGUACUCUGAUGGUUCAGCAAUACAGAUGUCAUCACCUAGAAAAGCCAGAAACAACCAGCACAUGCCAGCUGAAGAUAUGCAGUGAAUGGCAAAUUCAGACAGAGUGGACUUCGUGCUCAGUGCCGUGUGGAGUGGGGCAGAGGACCCGAGACGUAAAGUGUGUCAGCAAUCUUGGAGACGUUGUUGAUGACGAGGAGUGUAAUAUGAAGCUACGGCCAAAUGACAUUGAGAACUGUGACAUGGGGCCCUGCGCUAAGAGUUGGUUCCUCACGGAGUGGAGUGACAGGGUAAGACUUCUCCGUUUUCUUGGGGCUAACCCAUUCUGAGAUAUAAGAAUUGAGUAAAUUGACCUAAGUACAUCACAAUAUAAAGUAUCAGUCAUAAAAGAGGCAAUCGUGAUACUUGUACUUAUACUGAAUUGAUUAAGUUUGUAAUGUAGGCAGAUACAGAUAAAGACACAAACUAGUUCCUGAUUUUGUUUUAGCUUCAAGAAGUGAUUAAAAGGGACAAGACUGUGGGCUGAAGUCCCAAUGUCUGGAUUUGGAAUCUGAUCUGAAUCUAGACUGUCUGGGUGUGUUCAGAUUUGUUGUUUUUCUUUGGUUAGAUUCAUGUUUUGCUUUGGUUAGGCUCAAGUCCCUAAGUUUGAAACCAGUUACUGCCCAAAGGUUCUCCUGGCAGGGAGGUUUAAGAUGAGAUGAGAUGUUCUGGUUUGAGCCCAUUCAGUAAAAAGAAUACCUGGCCCCUACCCUUCUGAGCUCCAGAAAGAUUCUUUCCACAUCUCCCCUCUUAGGAAAAGUGGAUAUAUGUUUUGUUCCAAUGUGGCAAAGACAGGGUC